Bombina bombina (fire-bellied toad) is the source of this 1293-nucleotide messenger RNA. Its product is annotated as sulfotransferase 6B1. The coding region runs from base 56 to 961 and encodes 301 amino acids. The transcript has 7 exons. Gene Ontology annotation, molecular function: sulfotransferase activity. The record is from RefSeq and is a predicted model, not a curated record. Gene Ontology annotation, biological process: sulfation. Gene Ontology annotation, cellular component: cytoplasm. Lineage: Eukaryota; Metazoa; Chordata; Amphibia; Anura; Bombinatoridae.
GAAAAAAAACCCACUCAUUUGAUCGUUCUCUCUCAUUUGCAGGUAGCAAGACAAAAUGGCUGAGAAGAAAACAUAUAAUGAAGAUUUACUAAAAAUGUUUGAAGCAGCUAAACAGUCACCACCUGAGAAACUAAUGUUCACUUACAAAGGUGUGUUAUAUGCCAGUUCAACCUGCAACAUUGAAACAUUUCAAGCAUUGGAAGGGUUUGAAGCUAGAACAGAUGACAUCAUGUUAGCUUCUUAUCCAAAAUGUGGAAGUAAUUGGACUAUGCAAUUACUCAGUGACAUGAUAAAAGCUGGUUAUUCUAGAAAUGAACUAGCAAGGCUUCCAGUUCUAGAAUUUGCUGCUCCUGGUAAAUUUGAGAAACUAAAACAAGAAUGCUCACCCAGACUCCUGUCAACACAUCUGCUGUAUGAUGAGAUUCCCAAAAAUGUUUUUGAGAAGAGAGUAAAGAUCGUGGUGGUAAUUCGAAAUCCAAAGGAUACAGCGGUGUCAUUUUUCCAUUUUUAUAACGGUAACCCACUGCUUCCGACCUACACUACUUGGGAUUCCUUUUAUCAAGACUUCGUAAGCGGAAAAGUUAUUUGGGGAUCCUACUUUGAUCAAAUGGUUGCUUGGAACAAACACAUUGAUGAUGACUCUGUAUAUAUAGUAACAUAUGAAGAGAUGAAACAGGACUUGACGGCAGCAGUAAAGAAGAUGGCAGGUUUCCUUGGGAUUUCUCUGAAUGAUGAGCAGGUACAGAAAAUUGCUGAUAAUGGAACAUUCAAGUCUAUGAAAGAGAAAUCCAAAGAAUCAUAUGGAGAUUUUGGACGGGUUCUCUUUAGAAAAGGGGAAGUUGGUGACUGGAAGAAUUAUUUCACAAAAGCUCAAAGCCAAGAAAUUGAUGCAAAAUUUGAAGAGUACUUAGCGGGAACGAAACUGGGAGAAAUGAUGAAUUAUAAUGUAUACUGUAAAUAGUUAAUGUUUGAUGGGAUAUAAACAUCCAAUCAAUGGCCUCUGUUCUAAUCCAAAAAAUGUGUUGCAUGAAAACCUUGUUAAACAGCAUUAUUUUGUCUUUGUUUUCUAAGCUAUUCAAGCCAUUUGAAUUAGCAAAGAAAACAAAACCUGACUCUAGUAUAGCAUAAAACAGGAAAAUCUGGUUAAACAAGCGAAACUAAACAGUAUUUUCACAGCAUUCACAGAAGCAAAAUAUGUGAUCAAUUUUUACAGUUUAUUAAUUCUGUAUUAGUGAUUACAGCUUAAUGUGUUGAAUUGCAGAUUUUUCUCUUAAAUAAAUAUCAAUUCAUAAA